Molecule: messenger RNA, 1632 nt
Organism: Phascolarctos cinereus (koala)
Lineage: Eukaryota; Metazoa; Chordata; Mammalia; Diprotodontia; Phascolarctidae
Gene: TPRG1
Product: tumor protein p63 regulated 1
Cellular component (GO): cytoplasm
Source: RefSeq, a predicted model, not a curated record
AUAACUUCAGUGGAUUCUUUGGCCCCUGGAGAAAAAGACCAGAUUCAGAUUCAGAAAAAGGUGAGAGUCAGAAGACAUCUUGUUUGCCAUCAGUUAAACCUCUCUGCUAUUACCACUCAAUUCCUCCAGGUUGUGUGUUUGGAGAAAGCUGCUUACCACGGAGACUUUCCACCUCCAACACAAGCAAGCAGUUUCUUUAACAGAAAGCACAUCCUAAACAGGCUGUAGAAUGUCGACCAUUGGAUGCUUUGAAGGGUUCCAGCCUGUGGCACUGAAGCCAGAUGGAGAUGAUCAGCCCUCAGCAAAAGACAGCCUCCCAAUGGAAGAGGGGAGUUCAGGCAGAGACUCAGUGCCCAGCAGAAUGGCAAGGCAGCCUAGUGUGACCGAGUCAGUUCUCUACCCAAAUCUGUACACUCAGCCACAUUGCACACGCAAGUACUUUGUUACUCGGCCAGGGGCGAUUGAGACGGCCAGACAAGACUUAAAGAACCACGUGGACGAGACGAUGGGUGAAGCCAUUCAAGGUUUCUGGCUCUUGACAGAAGUGGACCACUGGAACAAUGAGAAGGAAAGGGUGGUGGCGAUCACUGAUAACACCUUGCUGAUCUGCAAAUAUGACUUCAUCAUGCUCAGCUGUGUCCAAUUUCAACGCAUUCCCCUAAGCAGCAUCUGUCACAUCUGUCUUGGCAAAUUUGUCUUCCCUGGUGCCUCCUUGGAUAAGAGGCAAGGUGAAGGCAUCCGGAUCUCUUGGGGGAAGAGUGAGGAGCAGUCCCUCUUGUCCCGCUGGAACCCUUGGUCCACAGAAGUUCCUUAUGCUACUUUUAUAGAGCACCCCAUGAAGAAUAGCAGUGAAAAGUUCAGUGAAAUUUGCAAGAUGUCUGCCUUUAUAGCUAAGCUUGUGUGUGCUGUUCAGAAUGCUCACAAGUCCUCCUCCAGACCUGGACGAGGACAAGAAAUGAUGGUGUCAACAGAACCGAUUCUCAUCCAGACCUACACUGGGCUGAUGUCAUUCAUUGGAAAUUGCAACAAACUGGGCUACUCCCUGGCCCGUGGCAGCAUAGGAUUCUAAAAUUACACUCCUUGUAUAGUUAGCUCUGUUCUGCCAAAAGCUAUUCGGUCAUUUAGAGUUCCUGUGCUAUUUCCUCUGCAGUUCUGUAAGCCGCCUUUCCUACAGUCUCCCCUCCCCAUCCCCCAUCCCUCACAAGCUUUCUGAUGGACACAUUUUCUGGGCCAUGUAAAGAAGUAGGGAAGUUGUGUAAGCUGCCAUAGUGUUUAGACCUUGAUACAAAGGUUGAGAUAAUGGAAUUAAAGCAUGAAUACUUUAUCAAAUUAGUGUCCGAAUAUGAAGUGAGUUCUGUCUACAAAUUCACUCUCCUCCCAUUCUUAAGUGUUUAUGGAUAUAUGCCCAUUCUGGGGAUCUCAUUCAGCCUUUAAGUCUUCCAUUAUGACCUCUAGAUAGUGGACUCCCAAUUUGAUGACCUCUAGUCCUUACCUCUCUCCUGUGCCCCAUCUCCCAUUGUCUGCCAGAUACCUCCACCUGUAUGUUCAGGUCAUCUCAAACUCAACAUGUUCUUCAAAGAAAACAUGGGUCUUUCAUAGCAUAGUUGUUUAGUGGCAAGGCCCUAGGGUUGG